CACGGUAUCACUUCACCUGUUGCAGAUACAGUGAGUGACUUUAAUAUAUAUUUUUUUCUCUUACUUUACCAAAGUUUAGAUCCACUGUUACCACUUUGGUAACUGCAAACUACAAAGACAGAGCAGAAACUUGGCGAAGGUCCAUCCAUGGAUAUCUCCAGCUUACAGGAUUGGUAUCUUGAUUCUUGUAGGAGGCAUAAAGUUCCACCAAGCUCUGCAGUACUAUCCUGGUUCUCUAAGGCCAAGGUUCAAAAGUCUUGUCAAGAGAAGUGUAAAAUUGUGGUUUUGCUGAACCAGUUGAAAGAUGAUGAUAUUCUUCCAUUAAUUGACGUAUUUGCAGAAAUCGACUCUACUGAUAUUGAUGGAGUUGAUAUCUUCCAUCAUGAAUCAACUUCUUUCUUGAAUGAAGAAUACAUACUUUCUUUGAUGAAUGCCAUCAAACUAAAGCUCCAAGUAAUUGAUCUUGCUAAUGCAUCAAUAAAGGAGGACUUUCUCUGGGAUCUAUGCCACGUUGGCUUGCCUUGCCAUGUUUUAAACUUGAGGUCAAGCCAUAUCCAAAAACUCAACAUGGUUGGAAGGUUUAUGCAGUUGCACACCCUAAAUUUGGAUUUUUGUACUUCACUUACUACUUUACAAAAGGACUGCUUUUCUUGCAUGCCAAAUCUGAUGCGUCUAUCAAUGUGUGAGACCAGAGUUGCUAAUCUCUGGACAACAACAGCAGUUCUAGCGAAACUUCCUUCCUUAUUGGAAUUACGGUUCCAAAAUUGUCUUUGUUGCAAGGAUACUGGGCCAUGCUGUGCGUCAUCUAGGGAGAAAGGAAAGCUUGAGAAUGAGAGGCCUCGUUCAAAUGUGAUUAAUAUCUGUUCAUACAAUGAGGAACUUUCUGUCAUUACUGGAUGUGAUACAUUGCAAGCUUCUUCUGCUGAUGAGACAAUUAUAGACUUACUUUCUCUCCAAGAAUCGGUUAUGGUAUCUGAAGAUCAGAGAGCAACAGAUGAUCCAUCAGAAGUUGAUGAAGUCAAACUUUCAGGUUACCUUCAAAACCUAUUGGAAGCAUCAACCGGUUCGCUUCCUAAUUCGUAUGAACAGUCCAAAACGCAAAAUGAGAUACAAGACAAUGAUGAGCAUUCAUUACAUGUGCAGAAGCAGGCCUUGAAGAAUGUCACUGGGACAUUGCAUAAAGAUACUUGGCAUCAUCCUUCACCCAUAUGCUUUGAGAGACAUUAUAGAGAGUACAUGGUUGCUUCCUUGCCCAGUUUAGAAGUAUUAGAUAAUCUGCUGAUCAAAAAGAUGGAGAGGGAAACUUCAAAGGCUAUCUGUUCGGAAUACUAUGAGUACUUACCAUAUAAAUAUAACCACAGAGAAAGUGUUGUUAACAUUUUGCAGAAGCGUGAAAUGGGAACAAGUGUUACUUACUGCCAGAACUCUUCAAAGCUAAAGCAACCAUAUUCUUGUGGAAAGAGUCAACAUUUCUUCUCGAGAUCUCUUAGUGCUGCCAAAUUUGGGUCUUCCACAUGGCCCUUCUUCCAUCCUGUGUCCAGCUUUAGCCAUAUAUCUAAAGAAGAAACUAAGAGGCUCCGUCCAAGGCAAUUUGAGUACCAUCCUUCCAACUCCAGCCUUAUGGCUUUUGGAACUUUAGAUGGUGAAAUAGUUGUUAUCAACCAUGAGACUGGGAAUAUCGUUGGCUAUAAUUCAUCUACAGGGAUGAUGAACAGCAUUCUGGGACUCUGUUGGCUCAAGAAAUAUCCAUCCAAGAUUGUUUCUGGAUCUGAUAAUGGUUGCUUGAAGUUGUUUGACGUUAAUCAGAUGCCGGCAAAACUAGGAGACACAUGUUGUGGUUCUGAUGCAGUUAGUUUUGAAGAUUUUGAACAAUUAACUUCUGUUCAUGUCAACUCAACAGAUGACAAGUUCCUUGCCAGUGGGUACUCAAAAGGAGUUGCUCUAUAUGACAUUAGCAGUGGAAGACGUUUACAAGUAUUCACUAAUAUGCAUCAAGAGCCUAUUAAUGUUGCAAAGUUUGCUCAUCACUCUCCUUUUAUGUUUGCUACAUCAUCAUUUGACAAAGAUGUGAAGAUGUGGGAUUUGAGGGAGAGACCAGAGAGGCCUUGUUAUACUGCUUCAAGCUCCAGAGGAAAUGUUAUGGUUUGCUUUUCUCCAGAUGAUCUCUAUCUUCUUGUGUCGGCCAUUGAUAAUGAGGUUAAGCAACUUUUGGCAGUAGAUGGGAGGCUCCACAUGAAUUUUAACAUAACUUCAACUGGAAGUGCUCAUAACUAUACUCGUUCAUAUUAUAUGAAUGGAAGGGACUAUAUCAUUAGUGGCAGUUGCGAUGAACAUGUUGUUCGCAUAUGCUGUGCUCAAACUGGAAGGCGACUUAGGGAUGUCUAUAUUGAGGGGAUGGAGUCAGGGAACUCUAUAUUUGUGCAGUCCUUAAGGGGUGAUCCUUUCAGGCAUUUUAACUUCAGUAUGUUGACAGCCAGUACGCGGCCAACCUCAAAGCAGGAGAUCGUCAAGGUCAAUUUACUUGCCUCAAGUCACUAUGCCGAUGAAUGUUGUCAUGGUCAAGAUAUUCAUCCUUACUGUGGUCGUGGAGGUUGAUCUUUGUAUCUCUAUUAAGUUAUCUACAUGUAUAUGAUUAUUAGUCCACAACCUUCAGAAAAUGUAAUUGUUAUUGUUAUGUAUAUCUCAAGUUGUCUAUGCAGAAAAAAUUUUGACCCUCCUUUUGUAAAUACAUGAUUUCUAGCAACUGUCUGUAUAAUUAUCAAAGAAAAUUCAAAUCUCACCUUAUACUUA
This is a messenger RNA of Theobroma umbraticum, 2790 nucleotides long. RefSeq names its product protein DWD HYPERSENSITIVE TO UV-B 1-like. Gene Ontology annotation, biological process: cellular response to UV-B. Gene Ontology annotation, molecular function: protein binding. The record is from RefSeq and is a predicted model, not a curated record. NCBI's taxonomy places the organism in Eukaryota, Viridiplantae, Streptophyta, Magnoliopsida, Malvales, Malvaceae. Gene Ontology annotation, cellular component: Cul4-RING E3 ubiquitin ligase complex.